This is a messenger RNA of Pteronotus mesoamericanus, 5424 nucleotides long. RefSeq names its product family with sequence similarity 13 member A (gene FAM13A). Gene Ontology annotation, biological process: signal transduction. Lineage: Eukaryota; Metazoa; Chordata; Mammalia; Chiroptera; Mormoopidae. Bases 36 to 3101 code for a protein of 1021 amino acids. The transcript is spliced from 24 exons. The record is from RefSeq and is a predicted model, not a curated record.
GCCUUCAUCAGUUCUAGCAGACACUUCCUGCGAGGAUGGGGGCAGGAGCCCUCGCCGUCUGUCAAAGUAAAGCAACAGUUCGGCUGAAAGAAGACAUGAAAAAGAUAGUGGCGGUGCCGCUAACGGAGCAGAGGAAUUCUACCUAUAAAAAGUUAUUUGGCGUCAGUCUCCAAGACCUUCAGCAGCAGGGACUCACAGAGAAUGGCAUUCCAGCUGUAGUGGGGAAUAUAGUGGAAUACUUGACAAAGAACGGACUCACCCAGGAGGGCCUUUUCAGGGUGAAUGGCAAUAGGAAGGUAGUGGAGCAACUUCGACUGAAGUUCGAGAGUGGCGCGCCCGUGGAGCUUGGGAAAGACGGUGACAUCUGCUCCGCAGCCAGUCUGCUGAAGCUCUUCCUGCGGGAGCUGCCCGAGGGCGUGAUCACCUCGGCCUUACACCCUCGAUUCCUCCAGCUCUUCCAGGAUGACAGAAACGAUCAGGAGAGUAGCUUAAGAAACUUAAUCAAAGAGCUGCCAGACACGCACUACUGCCUCCUCAAGUACCUAUGCCAGUUCUUGACAAAGGUAGCGAAACACCAUGUGCAGAAUCGCAUGAAUGUUCAUAAUCUCGCCACUGUAUUUGGGCCCAGUUGCUUUCAUGUGCCACCUGGGCUUGAAUGCAUGAAAGAACAAGACCUCUGCAACAAGAUAAUGGCUACAAUACUAGAAAAGUACAAUACCCUGUUUGAAGUAGAAUGCACAGAAAAUGAUAACCAGAGGUGUGAAAAUCAAAUGAAGCUUAUUUUAGUAAAAGAGGCCAGUUGUAAGAACUCCUUACCCAUCCUUCUAACAAAAGACUUAGAAAGAGACAUGCAAAACCCAUCUCCAAAAACUAAGAUCCCAAAGUCCAAGAGUGAGGGAUCUAUUCAGGUCUACAGGGUACCGCAACCAGAGCUAUCUGAUGGUGUCCCUCAGGUCAGCCUGCGGCUAAGUCACAGAAAACCCUGCUGGGAUGACAUGAAUUCAGCAGAGGACACUUGUGGGGCCAAGUUGGCAUCCAGUUCGCAGGAAGAUGAAAGACCGCUGUCACCUUUCUAUCUGAGUGCCCAUGUAUCCCAAGUCAGCAGUGUUUCAACAACAGGAGAACUCUUAGAAAGAACCAUCCGGUCGGCUGUGGAACAGCAUCUUUUUGAUGUUAAUAGCUCGGGAAGCCAAAGCUCAGAGGACUCAGAACCUGGAUCGUCCCCAGCAACUUCCUCCACAUCUGCCCGACAGCGACGGCGCCUGUCCAAGGAGCAGGAUGAAGUGCGACACGGCAGAGACCUGGGACUUACCAACAAAGAAAAUAUUCCCUCUGGUUUCACCAACUUUGAUUGUAUUUUGAGUGCUCAGGAAGUGGAAAAAUUACAUGAAAAUACUUCUGGCUAUAUUGGAGAAAGAGGCAAACCUAAACGUCAGAAAUCCAGUUCCAAACUUUCUGAGCUCAAUGAAAAUCAAGACGAUCUUGUGAAUAUGGAAAGUCUCAAUUCCACACCAUCUCAUGAGAGGGCUCCACCUGGUGAUGUUGAACUGCUGUCCGAUGACAGCAAAGAAAGUGAAAAAGACAGCGGACACGCCCAGCAGUGUGAGAGCCCCACGAUGAAGAUCCAGGAGCACCCCAGCAUACCUGACACCAAGCUGCAGAGGACUCCAGAUGCCGACGCCCAGCAGGAGAGCUUUGUCUCGGAAGUUCCCCAGCUGGACCUGACCGCAUUGUGCGAUGAGAGAAGCUGGGCAGAGCCCACACCUACUUUGUCCUCAUGGCAGCAGGAGAACAUGGACUCUGACGAAGCGCGCCUCUCCCCGCAGGCGGGGCGCCUCAUUCAUCAGCUUCUGGAUGAAGACAGCGACCCCCUGCUCUCUCCUCGGUUCUACGCUUAUGGGCAGAGUAGGCAAUACCUGGAUGACACGGAAGUGCCUCCUUCUCCCCCAAAUUCCCAUUCUUUCAUGAGGCGACGGAGCUCCUCCCUGGGGUCCUAUGAUGAUGAACAUGAGGACCUGACACCUGCACAGCUCACGCGAAGGAUUCAGAGUCUUAAAAAGAAGAUCCGAAAGUUUGAAGACAGGUUUGAAGAAGAGAGGAAGUACAGACCCUCCCACAGCGACAAGGCAGCCAACCCAGAGGUUCUGAAAUGGACAAAUGACCUUGCAAAAUUUCGGAAACAACUAAAAGAAUCCAAACUAAAGAUAUCUGAAGAGGACCUAACCCCCAGGAUGCGGCAGCGAAGCAACACACUCCCCAAGAGUUUCGGUUCCCAACUGGAGAAAGAAGAGGAGAAGAAGCAAGAGGUGGUAGACAAAGCAAUAAAGCCCAGCGUUGAAGCCACGUUGGAAUCUAUCCAAAGGAAGCUCCAGGAAAAGCGGGCGGAAACCAGCCGUCCUGAGGACAUUAAGGACAUGACCAAAGACCAGAUUGCUAAUGAGAAAGUGGCUCUGCAAAAAGCCCUGUUAUAUUAUGAAAGCAUUCAUGGACGGCCGGUAACCAAAAAUGAACGUCAGGUUAUGAAGCCGCUAUAUGACAGGUACCGGCUGGUCAAACAGAUCCUGUCCCGAGCGAACACCAUUCCCAUCAUUGGUUCCCCCUCCAGCAAGCGGAGAAGCCCUUUGCUGCAGCCCAUUAUCGAGGGUGAAACUGCUUCCUUCUUCAAGGAGAUAAAGGAAGAAGAGGAGGGUUCAGAAGACGAUAGCAACACAAAGCCAGACCUCGCAGUCACUCUGAAAACCGAUUUCAGUGCCCGUUGCUUUUUCAACCAAUUUGAAGAUGAUGCUGAUGGGUUUAUUUCCCCGAUGGAUGAUAAAAUACCAUCAAAAUGCAGUCAGGACACCGGGCUUUCAAAUCUGCACGCUGCUUCGAUACCAGAACUCUUGGAACACCUUCAGGAAAUGAGAGAAGAAAAGAAAAGGAUUAGAAAGAAACUUCGUGAUUUUGAAGACAAUUUCUUUAGACAAAAUGGAAGAAAUGUCCAGAAGGAAGACCGCACUACUAUGGCUGGAGAGUACAAUGAAUAUAAGCACAUCAAGGCAAAACUAAGGCUCUUGGAGGUGCUCAUCAGCAAGAGACACACUGAUUCCAAGUCCAUGUGAGGGGCAGCCCCAGCUCAAGUGAAGGGGGCCGGCGAUGCGCGGCGAAUGUGCUCCCCUGGGGAGGAGCAGCUCUGCAGAAACUGGAAGGCAGCCUUAGAGCUGGACCUGCAAAGGCUGGCGCCCUUCUGCCUACAGGCCUUUGGAAUCAGCUCUAGAUUGAAGACGGCAACUUGUCCUGAUUUAGGAAGUUUAUAAGGGAAAGUCAAGAUUCCUGUGCUCACGUGCCCAUGCAGACACUGUAGUGGCAGCUUUACUAACACUAGCAGUGAUGAGUCACUACAUUGGGACACUUAUCUGCAGAGAUUAUACACUGUUCUUCCGGGGAUAACUGAGAAGGAGGAGACCAUUCUCAGUCUCACUGGGAUGAAAACCAGCCCGGGACUUCCUAGAGCAAACUUGCUGUGCAGGUGGCUGUACCCUUUGGACCCCGUGAAGCGGGAACGUGCAUCAGAGCCCUAUUUGCUGCCUCGCCCAUUCCUGUGACCUUUCCAAAGAGCUGCGCCUUCCCCCAGUUGUGUGAAUUGUUUCCCCGUCAGCUCUCAGGUAGAUGGAAGCUGUGUCUGCCUGGAAUGGCAGUGCAAACGUCUAUGUGACAGUGUGUUUCUUCAAGACUUCCUCAGCGGACAAAGAAUUGUGAUCCCUGUACAACUGGAUCACGUGCGGAGGACAGAGGGACUAUAGCAGGAGCUACAUUAAUGCUGAUUUUUAUAUCAGGUAACAGGGUGAACAGCCUAGAGAAUUCUUUCCCGUUUAUCAGUCUCAGAUUUUAACAUCAGACACUAAGGGAGGCCAACAUGCUAUGGCAACCUGUUUGGGCUCGGUUUUGUUUUGGCACUAGCCAAAGGUAAAGGCCCUUGCUGAACUCUUAGCUGAAGCGUAGUGGGGAGAGGGCUGGGGGGACAGAGAACCUGUGUUCUCAGCCAUCUGAAGACUUACCAGAGUUUAAUUUUUUUUUUUUUUUAAGUAAACCUGCACUAAAAUCCCCUCACUGAGGGAUAAAUGUAGCCCUUGGAGCUCAGCCCAAGGCAGAAUCUAAAUCACACUAUUUUCAAAGUCAUGUAGGAAGAGAACAAAUAAUGGUGUGUAGCCAAUUAUGAUUAUAAUUUUUUCAGAGACUACAUCACAACGCUGUCUAUAUUAGACAUUUUGGAGGGACCAGGGAAUUUAAGACCCCAAAUCAUCUCUUCAGUGUGCUGACGUCACUUUGUGAUCUGUUGUGUUAGUUUUUGACUUUUAAUGUCUGGACUGGGGAAAGUGGGUUUUGGCUCUGCCUGUCCAUCCCAGGUUCACCUUUGCGCUUUGUGAGGUCAACUAGGGUGUCUGCACACCAGCCACUGGUUGCCAGGAGAAGGCUUUUUGGCAGCUCUGCCUGUCGAAGACAAUGUUGCAGGUUGAUCAGGGUACCCACCUCUGUGUUGUACCUGUGUGUGUGCGUAUGUGUGUGUGUUUGUGUUUUAAAAAGAAGAGGAAAAAAAACAAAAUUCUACUGGCCAGUUGUUAGUUUCAAAAUGGGUUCUUGAGAAACUGGUCAGAUUGUAUUUAUAGCAGCGUUUCCAUUGCUGAAGUGAGGGGGCAGCUCUGUCAGUCGCAAAUUAAGUUGGGAGUCGGUGAAAAAGAACGCCUUUAAGUUUGCUCCUAAAACUGUUUAUAUAGAAGCAUGACCAGUGUGUUAGAAGUGCCCUGGUUUAAUCUACACACUUAAAGAUGGUACCUAAUCCUACAAAUUUAAAUGUAUAUGAAAAUAUAGUUUGGUAUUCUCUGCUCUACUGUUUACAUUGCAGAUGGCUAUAAUUUCAAGGACUUAUAUUAAAAAUAAAAUGAUGCACUUUAGGACGUUUUCUAUUUUUGAAAUCUGAACAUUAAUCAUUCAUAUGACCAAAAAUUGUAUUUUUUAAGAGAAAUACAUGUCUAGUCUGUUCCUUGUAAUUAUUCUCUUAAAUAAGCUGUAAUAUAAAUCAUUACCAGUUAACUUUAAAAUGUACAUCUGUUUAAGAGUAUUGCUUUGAAAAUGCUAACAUGCUACAGAAUUUUAAAAGAGGAAAAGCUAUAUAAAUGAGAAGCUUCUAAAUGUUUUGAAAUCUAUUGUUUCUGCCAAAGGUAAAUUAAGUAAAAGGUUUAUUCAGGAAACCACAUUCAAAUUUAUAUGAUUGAAUAAAAGAAAACACCAAGUUAUGGUAAAAUAAACUGUGUAUGGAAUGUUAUGUUUUCCUUUGGAAUUUCUAAUACUCUAUAUACUUCAUAGUUUGGCACCCAGAUCCGGGUGAAGGGAAGCCCUGUUUACAUGAGUAGGUCCUAUCUGAAGACCCGUUAGUAGGUUCUGACU